Chlamydomonas reinhardtii is the source of this 788-nucleotide messenger RNA. RefSeq lists its product as uncharacterized. Lineage: Eukaryota; Viridiplantae; Chlorophyta; Chlorophyceae; Chlamydomonadales; Chlamydomonadaceae. The record is from RefSeq and is a predicted model, not a curated record. The transcript has 2 exons. Bases 307 to 576 code for a protein of 89 amino acids.
GUACCAAGCGACUCCUCUUGAUGAGCGCUAUCACUCCUUGCCAUCAGCGGUCCUGUUCUUAGACUUCGGUCACAGGCGGAUACCCAUCCAUGGAAAGUCCCUCAGCCCAGGCCACCCCGCGGGUAACUCUCUGCCAUUGAUGUAUGGACAGCGUGCAUCUGCAGCCUUGUUAAGUAUGAGUUCAUGCGCACCAGAGCUUGAGAGCCCAGCCACGUCAGCGCGCAUGUGUCGAAUGCGGGGACAUGUGCCGACAUGUCCACGCCAGGACGCGCAGAUUAGCCCUCACACCUUUGUUUAUGAUUACUAAUGCAUAACCCGCCGACGCACCUGGGGGGCGUGGAUGCUGAGGCCUGGCUGCGCGACGUGAUCACAGGCUGUGAGAGCGUGUUGUUCACGGUGCAGCGCUGCACCAGAGGCACCGUGCCGGCCGGCACCGCCGCAGAGGCGCUGGACCAGGCGGCGGCGGCGCUGCGGCUGCGCAGCGGCGGCGACGGCCACAACGAGGCGCUGCUGCGGCAGGUGGUGGCGAGCGUGCAGGGGCUCAAGGGGCACCUGGCGCGCGCCAUGACCAGCUGAGGUGCUGGGCGGUGACGGGGUGAGGGUUUUGUGUGGCGACAGCGCCAGCUACUGCGAGUAGAGGCACGAGUAGAGGGUGCAGGGGGCGCCUGCAGGUGCAGGUUUGGGGCUGCGCCUAUCAGCGCUGGGGGCGCCUGUGAGGAGGAGGGGGUUGAGAAGAGUGCCUGCGUCUUGCGGUCCGGCGGCAGAGCACAUUGUAAAGUGACGGCUGU